AUGCUUAGAUGGCUUGUUAGUGCCCUCUUCCUGGCACUACCGAUUGGAACUACCAUUGGUAUUUUGCUAGGUCUUCAGGCAUACAAUCAUGCAAAGGGCCAGCCGCCUCCAUUCUCAGGCGGUGAUGAUGGCAAUGGUUUGCCUGGUAUUGGCACUCCCAAGGGCAAGGAUACGAUAGAAAUGAAGUGUGACCAGGCCUUCGGCUUCGAUCCUAAAUCAAAGAAUCAAAACUUCAUACUGAACCCCAAUCCUUGGGGCUGGAAAAAAGGCGAUGACGGCGGACUUUGCAUGCAGGUAAACUUCAAUGGGAACAGGACAUAUGCAACGCAAUUCUCGGCACCCCCGUUCAACGUUACCUGGCAAUAUCCUCGAGCUGCCGCUGGACAAAACAACGUCCAUGCCUUCCCCAACGCCAAAGUGGACAGCAAAAACUUUCCCGUCAAAAUUGGAUCCAUCUCAAAGCUCGAGUUUGACGUUGAGUGGUACCUAUCGAUGAAGAAUGACACACAAGAGGAGGUUACCGACAACGAUGUGACAACCAAUCAGAUCAAUGCCAACGUUGCUAUUGAUAUGUUUAUGGAUAAGGAUGGUACACAAGCCGAAGACAGUGAGAAGGCUGGGUACGAAGUCAUGGUUUGGUUUGCCGACUUUGGUACUGACGCUUGGCCGCUUGGCAAAACCAACACCGCCGAUAAAGGCUUGAAGAAUACCACAACCGUUCAGGGUGUGGAGUUCGAGUUGUAUUCGGGCUUAAAUCCCCAGACUAAGCAAAUGGUCUUGUCUUGGGUAGCAACCAAGGCGACAAACAAUUUUAAAGGUGAUCUGAAGCCCCUACUGGAUACAAUCUUUGGCAUGAACAAUCCCGACUAUCCACAAAAAGAGGAUUAUCUGGGAUACCUCGCUUUUGGACAGGAAGCCUACAGUUCUACCAAGAAUGUUACCUUCUCAGUGCCUAGUCUUGCUGUCGAUGUCGAGACGUCUUGA
Messenger RNA from Pochonia chlamydosporia 170, 984 nucleotides. RefSeq names its product glycoside hydrolase family 12. The record is from RefSeq and is a predicted model, not a curated record. Bases 1 to 984 code for a protein of 327 amino acids. The transcript is spliced from 3 exons. Gene Ontology annotation, molecular function: cellulase activity. Gene Ontology annotation, biological process: polysaccharide catabolic process. Lineage: Eukaryota; Fungi; Ascomycota; Sordariomycetes; Hypocreales; Clavicipitaceae.